Oncorhynchus kisutch (coho salmon) is the source of this 7103-nucleotide messenger RNA. Its product is annotated as ELMO domain-containing protein 3. The record is from RefSeq and is a predicted model, not a curated record. NCBI's taxonomy places the organism in Eukaryota, Metazoa, Chordata, Actinopteri, Salmoniformes, Salmonidae. The coding region runs from base 520 to 1728 and encodes 402 amino acids. The transcript is spliced from 13 exons.
UUGACGUUAACUGUGGAAAGGGGGAAGGGAAACUGAGAUUGGAGGGAGAGAAACUGAGAUAUCCAUGACAACCAGUUUGACAUACCAUGUCAUGAGUGCCCCCUAUUGGUUGGAUCUUGUCAAGGAGAAGGCACACUUCACCAAGACUCACCCCACCUUAGUUUGAGCCAUUGUUAUAUUGUGGAUGUGAGGUGCCAACAUUGCGUGUCAAAGCAAUGAAGCAGCUGGGAAAGAGAGAGGCCACCCUAGAUCAGCAGUGUCCAUGCCCAGCUCUACAGCCCCUCUAAUGGGGCAGGAUGCAAAACAAAAUGUAUUCAAUGAGAUCUACCUGUUGACUACUCUGGACCGAGAGAGCGAGAGGAAGGAAGGGGACGUUUGACAAGUAGUAUUUGUGGAAAGGGACACAGCAGACAUGGGGGUCUUCCCAAUACCUCUUCUGACUGCCUCAUUCUGGGGGAAAAGGCUUUAAAGGGUAGAACAGGGAUUACACAGUCACACACAGACACACACACUCAUGCCAUGGAAGGGGACAGUGGUGUCACAGCACACACAGAGGGUCUGAAUGGUGUGUUCCAUCAUGAAUGUAAAGAGACAGAGGAGCUAACCAAUGGCCACUCCAACCACAAACCUGUGAUGAAUGGACUGAUGCCAGGUCAUAGUGUGAAAGAGCACGGCAACGGUAGUUCAGUGCUCAAAUCUCUGCCAAUUUCAGCUCUGAAGCAGAAUGGCCUUCUGCAGUCCCUGGCAGCAGGAGGAAAGCAACCCAAGACAGAAAGGGAGAGUGCGGAUGUGGAGCAGGCUAGAGAGGAGUGGGAGGCUCUAGAGAGUAUCCAACCAGUGGUCAGUGAGGAGUCCAGUCCCACCCCUCUCAUCUCCUUUAACGAGGCGCUGCAGCACUUCCAGACUACAGACCUUGGAGAGCUGCUGAAGAAGAUCCACCCCACCAUUCGCAGGACGGGUCUGGCCACUUUCACACACUUCCUGUUUGGCCCGCCGCGACUUCACCGGGAACUACUGGAGGAGAGGGACCUGGUCUUUGCCAUCGCACAGUGUUCUCUGGAUAACAGUCAGGCUGUACACCUGCGUGUUCUACAGACCAUCUAUAAGAGGCUGACAGGCAGUAAGCUGGACUGUCCUCGGUUCGGGACACACUGGGAGAAUGUGGGCUUUCAGGGUACGGACCCAGCCACAGACCUGCGUGGUACAGGUUUCCUGGGGCUGAUGCAUGCCUUGUACCUGGUAAUGGACCCUGAGACGCUGCCUUUAGCCAGAGACAUCUUCAAGCUGUCCCAGCACCCCACACAGAACUUUCCUUUCUGUGUGAUGUCCAUCAAUAUGACCUGUAUCGCCCUGCAUGCACUCAGAGAAGAGGCCCUCUCCAAGGAGUGUAACCGUCGACAGCAGGUAGUGGGGGUGUUAAAUGAGUUCUACGUUGCCACGUUCCUGCACCUCUACCAGCUGUGGAAGAGCCAGCAGAAGACCAUCUCUGACUCCGGCUUCGUCCUGAAAGAAGUGGAGCUGUUUGCCAAAAAGAACCCCAAGCAGAUGCUGCGUCGACUGGACGUCUUCUUGAGGGAGAGGAGGUACCCGGACCCCACGGCCCAGCGACCCUCACCCUGCCUGGGGAGGAGAGGGGCCAGGUCUGAGGGAACCAGGGGCAAGGAGAUGCACUUCACUGGUGUGUGUGAGCUACCACUAAACAUGGAGGGAGAGGCCAGGCUCAUCUGACACACAGAGAGUCUGUGUGUACGGCUAGACUAGUCUGAGCUAGAGAGAGAGUGUGUUUGUGUCAGUUGUGUGUGUAGGGACCCCACCAAGCUUUGACCCACUCCCUGCGGUCCUUUCCCAUUGAUGCUGUAAAACUGCUGUCAGAACAGUUUGUAUGGAGUCACUGACUCCUCUCCCAACAGAAGUACUUGUCGGUGUGGCAUGGGACUGAUGGAUGAAUAGAAGAUGUCAUUAAAUAGAGAGAGAGAGAAUGAAAGGUUAGCGUUUCAAGGACUGGUGUGGGUGCAGGCUUUGCUCCAGACAAGCAGUAGCACACCUGAUUCUACUAAUCAUCCAAUCAUAGUUGGUUUAUUGAGGCCAAAUCAGAAGCUGCCAAACCCCAGGGCUUCUAUGUGUCUGCAGCCCUAGUAGAGUUUUGGAAGGGUGUAGGGUCAUUGACUGUCUUCUACUGUCAGCAGAACUGUGUGUGCGUGCACUAGGUAUGGAGAUUACGGUGUGUGUUGGCUAUAGGGAGUUGGAACAGUGAGGCCUGUGUUUCUGUAUGUUGUCAGGUCGAUAUGUGUGUGUCUGGGUUCGGAUGGUUCUUGUCCCAGUGCAGGUUAAAUAGGCGUGUGUGUGUGUGUGUCUGUCUGUCUGGGCUCGGAUGGUUCCUGUCUGUCCCAGUGCAGGUUAAAUAGGCUGAUGUGUGUGUGUCUGGGCUCGGAUGGUUCCUGUCUCAGUCCCAGUGCAUGUUAAAUGGGCUGAUGUGUGUGUGUCUGGGCUCGGAUGGUUCCUGUCUCAGUCCCAGUGCAGGUUAAAUGGGCUGAUGUGUGUGUGUCUGGGCUUGGAUGGUUCCUGUCUCAGUCCCAGUGCAGGUUAAAUGGGCUGAUGUGUGUGUGUCUGGGUUCAGAUGGUUCCUGUCUGUCUCAGUGCAGGUUAAAUAGGCUGAUGUGUGUGUGUCUGGGCUCGGAUGGUUCCUGUCUGUCCCAGUGCAGGUUAAAUAGGCUGAUGUGUGUGUGACUGGGCUCGGAUGGUUCCUGUCUGUCCCAGUGCAGGUUAAAUAGGCUGAUGUGUGUGUGUCUGGGUUCGGAUGGUUCCUGUCUGUCCCAGUGCAGGUUAAAUAGGCUGAUGUGUGUGUGUCUGGGCUCGGAUGGUUCCUGUCUGUCCCAGUGCAGGUUAAAUAGGCUGAUGUGUGUGUGUGUGUGUGUGUGUCUGGGCUCGGAUGGUUCCUGUCUGUCCCAGUGCAGGUUAAAUAGGCUGAUGUGUGUGUGUCUGGGCUCGGAUGGUUCCUGUCUCAGUCCCAGUGCAGGUUAAAUAGGCUGAUGUGUGUGUGUCUGGGCUCGGAUGGUUCCUUUCUCAGUCCCAGUGCAGGUUAAAUAGGCUGAUGUGUGUGUGUCUGGGCUCGGAUGGUUCCUGUCUGUCCCAGUGCAGGUUAAAUAGGCCCAGAGCCCCUAGUUGUUUGGGGGAUAUAUUUUUUAAUAAUUGAAAAACUAUUUUAGUCCUUUCCUAAAGGAUAGAUGCCAUAACAAUACAUGAAAUGAUACUGUAUAUGAAAAUGAUAUAUUAUAUUAUGGAUAUAGCACUUGAUGAUAGUGGCAGAAUGAGAGGGACCUCUUCUGCUAAGAAACUCAGGAAGACGAUGAUUCCCUGUUCCCUGUAUAGAGUUCUACUGUUGACCAUCUUCCCUGUAGUGAAUAGGGGUUUUACGUAGUGAAUAGGGGUUUUACGUAGUGAAUAGGGUUUUACGUAGUGAAUAGGGUUUCACGUAGUGAAUAGGGUUUCACGUAGUGAAUAGGGGUUUCAUGUAGUGAAUAGGGUUUUACGUAGUGAAUAGGGUUUUACGUAGUGAAUAGGGUUUCACGUAGUGAAUAGGGUUUUACGUAGUGAAUAGGGUUUUACGUAGUGAAUAGGGUUUUACGUAGUGAAUAGGGGUUUCACGUAGUGAAUAGGGUUUUACGUAGUGAAUAGGGUUUUACGUAGUGAAUAGGGGUUUCACGUAGUGAAUAGGGGUUUCACGUAGUGAAUAGGGUUUUACGUAGUGAAUAGGGUUUUACGUAGUGAAUAGGGUUUUACGUAGUGAAUAGGGUUUUACGUAGUGAAUAGGGUUUUAACGUAGUGAAUAGGGGUUUCACGUAGUGAAUAGGGGUUUCACGUAGUGAAUAGGGGUUUCACGUAGUGAAUAGGGGUUUCACGUAGUGAAUAGGGGUUUCACGUAGUGAAUAGGGGUUUCACGUAGUGAAUAGGGUUUUACGUAGUGAAUAGGGUUUCACGUAGUGAAUAGGGUUUUACGUAGUGAAUAGGGUUUCACGUAGUGAAUAGGGUUUUACGUAGUGAAUAGGGUUUCACGUAGUGAAUAGGGUUUUACGUAGUCAAUAGGGUUUUACGUAGUCGAUAGGGUUUUACGUAGUGAAUAGGGGUUUCACGUAGUGAAUAGGGGUUUUACGUAGUGAAUAGGGGUUUUACGUAGUGAAUAGGGUUUUACGUAGUGAAUAGGGUUUUACGUAGUGAAUAGGGUUUUACGCAGUGAAUAGGGUUUUACGCAGUGAAUAGGGUUUUACGUAGUGAAUAGGGUUUUACGUAGUGAAUAGGGUUUUACGUAGUGAAUAGGGGUUUUACGUAGUGAAUAGGGGUUUCACGUAGUCAAUAGGGUUUUACGUAGUGGAUAGGGGUUUCACGUAGUCAAUAGGGUUUUACGUAGUGAAUAGGGUUUCAUUUGAGAUGAGCAUUUAGACUGGUCAGUCAAGCCAACAGCUAUUGGCUGGUUUAGUCUGACCAGUGAUAGAAGUCGUCUGGGAGGUUUCUACAUGCAUUCCGUUACAGAGCAUCCAACUGGAGUUGAUUGACCAGUGCCAGAGUAAUGUCAGUCGUGUGUGUUAUCUGACACGAUCGAUAGUGCACACAAAUUACACAUGUGCCUAACUAAAGGUUAGUGUCCAGAGAUGAUCUUUUUCUAAAUUCUGAAUUGAUAGUGAUGAGAACAGUGAAAGGUGUGUCUCUAUGAAGGUGCAAAGUAAGCAAUCCCAACUCUGUCAGAGAUCACAAUAAUACUGGUGUGUGUGUGUGAUGGUGUGAUGGUACAGUAUGACAGGGGAGCGUACCUCUGCAGUCACAAUCAGUAGCAUGUUCAGGUAGCACCGGUACUGUAGCUUCCUUGUUGUUUUACCUUCCUUGUAAAGCUUGUUUCUCUUGGUCAUGUGGUCUGAUUUACAGUCUUUAGCAUCGGUGCUGUUACUACAGUACAUUCACAACAUCCCCUCUACAACAGACAUGUAGUUAGUAGAGCUACUCAGUGGAUCCAUGUUUUGUGAGGUACUUGUAGAUCUUCAGUAGCCGGUUCUUAAAUAUGAUCUUUGUCUUCUGGGAUGAAAGCAGAACAAGCAGGAGGGUCCUCUAAGAGCAGAUCAUCAGGUUGGAUGUAUCACUGGGUCAGGGGUUAAAGUGUACACAUCUAGAAACAUGAUAUAAACAUCUAUAGGUGUGGACAUGAUCAGCUACAAUAUGUAGCCUAUCUUGUCUUAUUGGAUUAUUUACAAGCACAUCACUAAUCCACAUAUACCCCCCAUUUUCAAAAAAGGAAUACGUGCUGUUUUUUUUGCCAAGUGUAAGUGUUUUUGUUAGUCAGCUAAAUGUGCACUCUUCUAGAAUGCUGGAGGUGUGUACAGUGUGAGUGUUGCUAGGUGACUAUUAGGCUUUGUCUGUGUUGUAUUUUUAACCGACCUCGAAAGAACAGAGCCUCUAUCUCUGCAGCUAUAAUCUCAUCAUAGCCCUUGUUAAUCUGAAACAUUUACUAAAGUCAUGUAAUUUAACUGAACCUGUAUUUCAGAAUGGGAAGAUACACAAAGUUAUAAAAUUUUAGCAGAAGUGCUUGUUCCAGUUUAGUGUGUGAAUCAUGAAGUACAAAAGGUGAUUGUUACUGUGUGAUUGUUAGUAGGGUAUUCUAUUGAAAUCAGUCAGAUUUAUUUAUAAAUAAAGCAAUUUUUACAUCAGCAGAUGUCACAAAGUGCUAUACAGAAACCCAGCCUAAAACCCCAAAUGGCAAGUAAUGCAGAUGUAGAAGCACGGUGGCUAGGAAAAACUCCCUAGAAAGGCAGGAACCUAGGAAGAACCCUAAAGUGGAACCAGGCUCUGAGGGGUGGCCAGUCCUCUCCUGGCUGUGCUGGGUAGAGAGGAACCAGGCUCUGAGGGGUGGCCAGUCCUCUCCUGGCUGUGCUGUGUAGAGAGGAACCAGGCUCUGAGGGGUGGCCAGUCCUCUCCUGGCUGUGCUGGGUAGAGAGGAACCAGGCUCUGAGGGGUGGCCAGUCCUCUCCUGGCUGUGCUGGGUAGAGAGGAACCAGGCUCUGAGGGGUGGCCAGUCCUCUCCUGGCUGUGCUGGGUAGAGAGGAACCAGGCUCUGAGGGGUGGCCAGUCCUCUCCUGGCUGUGCUGUGUAGAGAGGAACCAGGCUCUGAGGGGUGGCCAGUCCUCUUCUGGCUGUGCUGGGUAGAGAGGAACCAGGCUCUGAGGGGUGGCCAGUCCUCUUUUGGCUGUGCUAGGUGGAGAGGAACCAGGCUCUGAGGGGUGGCCAGUCCUCUUCUGGCUGUGCUGGGUAGAGAGGAACCAGGCUCUGAGGGGUGGCCAGUCCUCUUUUGGCUGUGCUAGGUGGAGAGGAUAAGAAAAACAUUGCUUACCUCAAGACUUGAGACAAAUCUUUUCUUUCUCUUCUUUUGGAUGUCUGUUGACAAGGACAAUGGCUUCUCACUUCAUAUAACUGCAGGCCUUAUCUUUUCUCUUUCCGUUGUUGAACACAUACUCCCUGUGUAUUCCACACCUGAAACACUAGUGAACUAAUGCUGAAGCUGGUAGGCUAUGUAUUCUAUGUCAAAUGACACAUGCUUGAUCCACAUGGCUUUAUAUCAGCCUGACUGCAGAUCCACUCCAUGUUGACUAUGUUAAUGAUAAGCAAAUGUUCUUGUGGCUGCGACAGUAUCCACUUUCGCUGUUGUAUUGGUGCUUGUUCCCACCUUUGACCCUGUCAGGAUCAUACAGGAACAUUGUGCUGCUCCUCCAAAUUGGAUUUGCAUUCCCAAAUCAAGGUUUUUACUUGAAUUCCUUGCGUAUGUUUCCACCCGUUAGGUCCAAUUUUAUUUUCCCCGGUUAGAUCUCAGUUCAGAACCAAUAGAAAAUGGGUCUAUAGGCAGCAUGCAUGGUACUGAAUAUAACAAAUCACUUCCUUAAUCUCUUGCGCUUUAUAUGAAGGUGUUCUACUGUUGCUGUUGUCGUCAUUUGUCCCCGAAAGCAUUCUAUGACUGUACCUUGAUUGUAGAAGCCCUAUUUUAUAAUGAGUUAUUUCAGAAAAAUGUGCUGAUGUACAGUAAUGUAUUGUAUGGAGAAACUUAAAUAAAUGCCAUUUAAAACACA